CUUAUCCGUGGUGACAAAUGCUUGUUAUAUUUCAAGUAGCGCUGACAGAUGAUUGCUAUAUUUCACAAAUGUUCUAUGGUAUUUUAAAUAUAUUUGCUUCUUCAUGGUUUUGAUUUUGUAUUACUACGUAGUAAUUCUUGUGUUUUUUUUUUUUUUUUAAUGUUUGGUCCUGUUCCAAAUUAUAUUGGGAAUUACCCAUUCUCCCUUAACGUCAUUCGAAUGUACUUCAUUUACUGCCUUGCAAGACAUAGCAUUCUUUUCAAUUUUGCUCUUCAUUUGAUGAUUGGGAUAAUUAAUGACUCAUUACCAAAUACGAAACGUGAUAAUUAUUUGUGACACCUAUUUUUCUCCAACGUACGCAACUAAUGCGAAUUUUAGAGGUUUUGAAUUGGUGGAUCUGGAUUCUGGAAUCUUUUUUCUUUUUUUUGAAUCUCAGUUUUACUAGUUUGUUUGAUUCUUUAGCUGAAAAGAAAUUGAGACAUCCAAGAAUGUUUCAAUCCAUAUGCCGCAAGCUUGGCCUGAUCUGCCAAGCCAUUUGAUGGGUGGGGAAGGUUGCGCCUUUGAGGGAAUUUUGAUGAUGUCUUUCGUUGGUUGGUUACUUUAAUGGUAUUUGUUCACCUUAGAGUGUAAGGCCUAAGCUAACCCCACCCAGAAGAUGUGAGGAAAAAACCUCCAAUUUGUAAAUGGCUGCAUUGGGAGGACAUUCAAUUCAACCACCCUAAUCUUCUUUUAGGUGUAGCAAACUCUGAAAAUAGAAAUCUAAGGAGAUAGAGCUCUCUACCCAAAACCUAAUCUUCUAUCACGAAACCUGAUAGGGGAUAAAAUAUGGAAGGGAAGAAGAAAGUAUUGCCCAAAAAUCAAAAUGAUAAAAAUAGGUAACGAAAAAUUGGCCAUGCAACCGGCAACGUGGUUUCCUGAUAAUCUACACAAACUGUUAUUGUGGACAUGAUUAGCCCAUAGAAGAUUGGAGAGUUGUCUGCCCUUGUUUAGCCCUCAAAUUUCUCUUCACCACCGCAUUUGUAUCGCCUCUCAAUAUCUCCCCUGAAUUAAGGAUCUCUUCCUAUCCUACCCCAUACUACAUUUCUUUCUUCCUUCUUGCUCUUCAUUUCUCACAAGACUUGUUUCCCUUUGAACAACAAAAUGGCGAACGCGGUAUCUGGAAUGGCUGUGGAUGAUGAAUGUAAGCUGAAAUUCUUGGAGCUAAAAGCGAAGAGGAAUUACCGUUUCAUCAUUUUCAAGAUUCAGAACCAACAGGUGGUGGUAGACAAACUUGGCAGCCCUGAAGAAACCUACGAUCAUUUCACAGCAUCUCUGCCUGCCGAUGAGUGCCGUUAUGCUGUCUUUGAUUUUGAUUUCACUACUUCUGAGAACUGCCAGAAAAGCAAAAUUUUCUUCAUUGCAUGGUCACCUGAUACAUCGAAGGUGAGAAGUAAGAUGGUGUAUGCCAGCUCAAAAGACAGAUUCAAGAGGGAAUUGGAUGGGAUUCAAGUUGAGUUGCAGGCAACAGAUCCUAGUGAAAUGAGCUUCGACAUUAUAAAAGGCCGGGCACUGUAAACGCUCUAUUCUUGCGUUUUUCUUCUGCAAGCAUUCCCUGUCCUAAGCAUUUCAAUUUGUGAGCAUUGCUUAUUUGUAUUUUUAAGAAAAUUUUCACUUUUUUCCGUGUGGGUUUUUUACAAUUGACUGUGUAGUUUUAAUGUACUAAUAUUACCCACACCUUUAUGCUUAAUAGUUUUUCAAUCAUUUGUGUUUCGACUUCGAUAUGUUGGUGUUGAUAGUCAA
Durio zibethinus is the source of this 1779-nucleotide messenger RNA. Lineage: Eukaryota; Viridiplantae; Streptophyta; Magnoliopsida; Malvales; Malvaceae. The record is from RefSeq and is a predicted model, not a curated record.